AUGAGCUCAGGGGUUGGUAUGGGUAUGGCCGGUGGGCCUGGGAGCGGACUUGGAUUUGAAUCUGGAGUUGGAACCGGAACUGGAACUGACCCUUCAACCCCCUUCCGCUACGAACUUUUCUCCUCCCUGAUGUCUGGCUCCUUAACCGGAAACAACACAGACACCAACUCUCGAAUGAGCAGGCCCCCUCCCCUCCCUAGCUUCACCUCUACCCUAGGAGACCUUCUCAGUCCCACAAGCUCAUCUCUGGACAUCCACAGGUCAUUCGCCAAUGCUAACGACUCCCAGUCCAAGCUCAGCCAGGGGCUGAGUGGUAUGGGUUAUGUGGGCUCUAUUGGUCUGGGUCUGCAGAGGAACUUCAGUAACGAAGGCCUGAACUCACCACUGUUCAACAUGGGGUCCCCCCAUGGAGGGUCUGUCCAUGGAGGAUCUCACUUCAGUCCAGAGCCAGAGCCUGAGAAGAACCUGGUGCCCAAGUAUAGAGCCUUCCCCGACGCCUAUGUGAGUACUGACCUGGGGUUUAAUUUAGCAUUGGUUUAGUUGCAAGGUUUGAGUUGGAGAAGGUUUCAGUAAGAGAUUGUGUGAAUACUGGGAUCAUGGGGAUGGUAAAAGGAGUGAUAGAAUUCAUGACAAAGAGUCUUAUGGGAAGGGGUCUAGUACAAUGGGAAUAGAGGCAUUUAAUAGGACUGCAAUUGGAUUGGAUUUGUCUUGGACACGUAUUUCACCAUUGGCUUCAUGACAAUGUUUAGUGAGAGAUUGUGAGAACACGGUGUGAGAGGAGAAGAAUAUAGGAGGGAAAGGAGGAAAUGGAAUUCAGCCUAAGUAUGCAGGAUGUACAUGUUUUAGACGCUUACUAAGCAUUUUAUCAUUAGUUUAUAUGGAAGUUUUGAAAUACAGAUGAGUUUAGGAAGAGAUUACGUGACAAUCUGAUUUGAGAAAAAGUGACAAUUCCCGGUGUAGUUUCCUGAUUUUCUACCUUUCACUGAAUGAGUUCCACCACAGUGAUGCCGAUGCCCUUCCUGAAUGUGAAAGGGUGAGUGCAGUGAAAUGGUCUCGGAGACUAGGGUGAUGAAACACAAUAGAUCCAUGGCUAUAUACAUUACAUCAGCCACAGGAUCCGUGCUCCUCUCUCAUGUAGCUACUAGCUCUUCCCAUCUGCAUUAUCUCAUGUCAUAAUACAAAUUUUCAGGUCUCUAAUAAAUACAGUAACAGAAAACAAUACAGGUGAGCAAAAAAAGAGGGAAAUGUUUUUAUAAGAAAUUCUACAAAUAAAGAAGUAGCUUCUUGUGUGGCUGGGGUUGCCGUGGUUAUGAGGCAUGUGGGUUAAGCCAACAUUCCGCAGCGUGCCUCUGAAAAUCAUUCAGGACAGCUCCUGAACAGUGAGGUCUUUCAUGCCAACACACACAUUCACCCAGGCACGCACGCCUCACACACCACUCAAUAUGCCUUAAGGCUUGGAUCACAUGCAAAACUCAUUAUAUAACACUCCAUUGGUUCUUCCACAGAAGAACAUGGAACAUACCAAUGAAUGGUUUCACAAUCAUUCAUUAUGGCUUGUUUUUACAGUUUACUGACACUGUUUAUGCUUACAACAUCCAACAUGGCCACAUCCUUAUGUUCCCUCAGUAAUGACAUUGUCAGGCAUAUAUCAGUCACAAUGGUGCAUGUAGAUACUAACAUUAGGAUAUACUGAGCACAACUCAUCCAGUCGAGCUUUAUCUUACACCAUUCUACCGAGAUGUUGGCACUUAUCCUGUGCAGACUGUAGUGUUUUGCAGAGUUGGCACAGUGCACGUGUGUUAUGUUUGUGUGCUGGUCUGGAUAUCUAAUAGCCCUGCCUCCCCUCAGGCCACAGGUAGACCUGAGCAGCUCAUGUUUCUGUCAUUGAGACUAUUAUUGACCCUUUCACCAUGUGAUUUGGCUCCUCCAAUGGAACUGGGUCUCUGACCUCAAUUCUAUAGGCCGAAUCCUUAUAUAAAUCUGAAUAUGAGAUCCACAAGGGUGACUCAAGUUUUUGAGCAAAUCUCCCAUUGACAUCAAUCUUUGAUUAAUGCAAGAGUUUUUGUGCAUGCAUAGCCUAGAUCUCAGCUAAGGAUUCGGAUAGAAGUCACAAGGGCAGUUCAGUAACCUAUAAUGUUAGUGGCUGUCUGACCUACAUGAAUGCUAAGUCACCAGGACAGGGACAGUAAGUGGCCUGUUAUGAUGUGGGUGUUGCCAGGCAAGUGUUUGGAGACAGUUUGUUUCACCACCCACUGUUGGCUUUUACAGCCUCAUCCUGCUUUCCCUCUGCCAACAGAGAGGAGAAGGAAGGGAGAGAUGGAGAGAGAUAGACAAGCAAAGGGAGAGUGAGAUAUUAAGAGAAGGAGAGAUAGAGAUGGGAGCGUGAAAGGGCGAAAGAGAGAGUCCAACACACGCAAAGACAGACCUAUCAAAACACAAUGGUUGGAGUUUCUGGGGAAUUUUAAUACUCAGGAAUUUACACUAUCUUAACAAGAUGCGUAUAGGGCAACAGGCCUUGGACACACUGUACAUCUACAGUGGGGGAAAAAAGUAUUUAGUCAGCCACCAAUUGUGCAAGUUCUCCCACUUAAAAGAUGAGAGAGGCCUGUAAUUUUCAUCAUAGGUACACGUCAACUAAAUCACAUUGUAGGAUUUUUUAUGAAUUUAUUUGCAAAUUAUGGUGGAAAAUAAGUAUUUGGUCACCUACAAACAAGCAAGAUUUCUGGCUCUCACAGACCUGUAACUUCUUCUUUAAGAGGCUCCUCUGUCCUCCACUCGUUACCUGUAUUAAUGGCACCUGUUUGAACUUGUUAUCAGUAUAAAAGACACCUGUCCACAACCUCAAACAGUCACACUCCAAACUCCACUAUGGCCAAGACCAAAGAGCUGUCAAAGGACACCAGAAACAAAAUUGUAGACCUGCACCAGGCUGGGAAGACUGAAUCUGCAAUAGGUAAGCAGCUUGGUUUGAAGAAAUCAACUGUGGGAGCAAUUAUUAGGAAAUGGAAGACAUACAAGACCACUGAUAAUCUCCCUCGAUCUGGGGCUCCACGCAAGAUCUCACCCCGUGGGGUCAAAAUGAUCACAAGAACGGUGAGCAAAAAUCCCAGAACCACACGGGGGGGACCUAGUGAAUGACCUGCAGAGAGCUGGGACCAAAGUAACAAAGCCUACCAUCAGUAACACACUACGCCGCCAGGGACUCAAAUCCUGCAGUGCGAGACGUGUCCCCCUGCUUAAGCCAGUACAUGUCCAGGCCUGUCUGAAGUUUGCUAGAGUGCAUUUGGAUGAUCCAGAAGAGGAUUGGGAGAAUGUCAUAUGGUCAGAUGAAACCAAAAUAUAACUUUUUGGUAAAAACUCAACUCGUCGUGUUUGGAGGACAAAGAAUGCUGAGUUGCAUCCAAAGAACACCAUACCUACUGUGAAGCAUGGGGGUGGAAACAUCAUGCUUUGGGGCUGUUUUUCUGCAAAGGGACCAGGACGACUGAUCCGUGUAAAGGAAAGAAUGAAUGGGGCCAUGUAUCGUGAGACUUUGAGUGAAAACCUCCUUCCAUCAGCAAGGGCAUUGAAGAUGAAACGUGGCUGGGUCUUUCAGCAUGACAAUGAUCCCAAACACACCGCCCGGGCAACGAAGGAGUGGCAUCGUAAGAAGCAUUUCAAGGUACUGGAGUGGCCUAGCCAGUCUCCAGAUCUCAACCCCAUAGAACAUCUUUGGAGGGAGUUGAAAGUCUGUGUUGCCCAGCGACAGCCCCAAAACAUCACUGCUCUAGAGGAGAUCUGCAUGGAGGAAUGGGCCAAAAUACCAGCAACAGUGUGUGAAAACCUUGUGAAGACUUACAGAAAACGUUUGACCUGUGUCAUUGCCAACAAAGGGUAUAUAACAAAGUAUUGAGAAACUUUUGUUAUUGACCAAAUACUUAUUUUCCACCAUAAUUUGCAAAUAAAUUCAUUAAAAAUCCUACAAUGUGAUUUUCUGGAUUUUUUUUCUCAUUUUGUCUGUCAUAGUUGACGUGUACCUAUGAUGAAAAUUACAGGCCUCUCUCAUCUUUUUAAGUGGGAGAACUUGCACAAUUGGUGGCUGACUAAAUACUUUUUUCCCCCACUGUAUGACAUGAAUGAAAGAUACCCAUCCAGAUAGCAUCAGGGGCAUAAUAAUCUUGGCACAGUGUUAUCUGUUUUUCUUUCUUAUGUUAGCACCUUUAAACCAAGCGAUCUAUCUGUUGAAUCCUGCUUGGGCUGCCACACCUCGUCUUUUGUCUUUUCGUCUCUCGUUUACCUCAAGUUUGACCUUUUUGUUUAAUGGUGGAUCUGAUAGAGCUGAGUUGACAGCCUGGCCCGGGAGAGGAGGAGGGAGGGUGGUGGAAGGGGGAAAAUGAUUGUCUUCUCUUUCUUUCCCCCGCUGUUCCGUUCAUCUCUCUUUUACACAAGUCUGUGCACAGUCUGAACGUAUCAUGCUGAGACUGCAAGACGAAAUUUGUAAGCACAUUUCCAGCCUGCAGUGCUUGGCUGGAGGUUGACACUUGGGAGGGAGGUGGAGAUAGUGGAGAGGCGUGAGUACAUGAUGGAAGUGACAGUGUUCUAGGGCUGUGACGAUACCAGUAUCGCAACAAGAAGCAGACCAAACUCUUUGGUCCUUUAAAAACCUGCUGUAUGUAAAAUAUUGUGUGCUAUAGCUAGGAAAAUAAAUAAAUGUGACUGGAUGACAUCAUAAUGAUGUUUGUUUCCAACAUUAGGGCUGUUUUCCUAAAGAACUUAAAUCGGCUUCAUGUUUUGUUUCCUUGCCAUGAUACUAGAGUAUCGCGAUACUGGUAUUGUCCCGGACCUACGAGCGUUCACUCAAUUAAUCAGAGACAUGGGGAGAGAGAGAUAAAGAAAGACAACCGAGGUUAAAUGAAAGACUUGAGUAACUGAUCUGUCAAUCAUCAAUCAUGUACCAUGCAGUUGCAGUUGCAGGCACUAAAAAGUUAGGUCACGUCGCGGUAUUGACAGAACAAUUUCCGCAAUGCAUGUCUAACGUGCCACUCAAGCGUAUUUUACCGAUGCCACAAAAUCCUGGACUACAGUACAGGGUUUUAAAAAACAAACAUGUUCGUGUCCACAACUGUACUUAGUGAUUUUCAUAGUCCCUCACGGAGUCACAGUCACUGCGGUCACGUGGGUCAUACUGGGGUACGGAUGUAAAAAUCUCUCAAUCUCCCAUUGGAGCCCAUUUAAAUUAACCCCAAGGGUGCCUUGUUAAAUCUUGUUAAUUCUCUUAAAUUUAAUACCAUGACUGUUUUCUCAUUAGCUGGGAAUGUUGUUUGAAAUGUCUGAUACAACAUACCUUGGUGAUAUUGUUAUCAACCUACUGCAUACCCCUUAAAAAUAUAAAUGUUUGUGUGCAGGGUGUGCUAUUAGCUUGCUAACACUCAUUAAGACAGACAUAGAAUAGCUAUUGCUAGCAUUCACUUGUUGAAAUUGAAGUAACUUUUGAGUGUAAUGGAGUAGACUAUGACAUAAAUAUAUAUCAUUCAUGAUGUUUGGAUGGAAGCUAUAAUCCAGUUAUAAUAUAUGUAUACAAUACCGGUAAAAAGUUUUAGAACACCUAAUCAUUCAAGGGGUUUUCUUUAUUUUCUACAUUGUUGAAUAAUAGUGAAGACAUCAAAACUAUGAAAUAACACAUGUAGUAUCCAAAAAAGUGUUAAACAAACAAAAUGUAUUUGAUAUUUUAGAUUCUUCAAAUAGCCACCCUUUGCCUUGAUGACAGCUUUGCACACUCUUGGCAUUCUCUCAACCAGCUUCACCUGGAAUGCUUUUCCAACAGUCUUGAAGGAGUUCCCGCAUAUGCUGAGCACUUGAUGGCUGCUUUUACUUCACUCUGCCGUCCGACUCAUCCCAAACUAUCUCAAUUGGGUUGAGGUCUGGGGAUGGUGGAGGCCAUGUCAUCUGAUGCAGCACUCAAUCACUCUCCUUCUUGGGAAAAUAGCCCUUACACAGCCUGGAGGUGUGUUGGUUCAUUGUCCUGUUGAAAAACAAAUGAUAGUCCCACUAAGCCCAAACCAGAUGGGAUGGUGUAUGGCUGCAGAAUGCUGUGGUAGCCAUGCUGGUUAAGUGUUCCUUGAAUUCUAAAUAAAUCACAGACAGUGUCACCAGCAAAGCACCCCCACACCAUAACACCUCCUCCUCCAUGCUUUAAGGUGGGAAAUACAAAUGCGGAGAUCAUCCGUUCACCCACACCGCGUCUCACAAAGACAACGGCGGUUGGAACCAAAAAUCUCAAAUUUGGACUCCAGAACAAAGGACACAUUUUCACCGGUCUAAUGUCCAUUGCUCGUGUUUCUUGUCCCAAGCAAGUCUCUUCUUCUUAUUGGUGUCCUUUAGUAGUGGUUUCUUUGCAGCAAUUCGAUCAUGAAGACCUGAUUCACACAGUCUCCUCUGAACAGUUGAUGUUGAGAUGUGUCUGUUACUUGAACUCUGUGAAGCAUUUAUUUGGGCUGCAAUUUCUGAGGCUGGUAACUCUAAUGAACUUAUCCUCUACAGCAGAGGUAACUCUGGGUCAUCCAUUCCUGUGGCGGUCCUCAUGAGAGCCAGUUUCAUCAUAGCGCUUGAUGGUUUUUGCGUCUGCACUUAAAUAAACGUUCAAAGUUCUUGAAAUGUUCCGUAUUGAUUGACCUUCAUGUCUUAAAGUAAUGAUGGACUGUCAUUUCUCUUUGCUUAUUUUAGCUGUUCUUGCCAUAAUAUGGACUUGGUCUUUUACCAAAUAGGGCUAUCUUCUGUAUACCCCCCCCCCCCCCCCCCCCCCCCCUUGUCACAACACAACUGAUUGGCUCAAACGCAUUAAGAAGGAAAGAAAUUCCACAACUUAACUUUUGAAAAGUUAAUUGAAAUGCAUUCCAGGUGACUACCUCAUGAAGCUGGUUGAGAGAAUGCCAAGUGUGCAAAGCUGUCAUCAAAGCAAAGGGUGGCUAUUUGAAGAAUCUUUGAUUUGUUUAACACUUUUUUGGUUACUACAUGAUUCCAUAUGUGUUAUUUCAUAGUUCUGAUGUCUUCACUAUUAUUCUACAAUGUAGAAAAUAGUAAAAAUAAAGAAAAACCCUUGAAUGAGUAUAUAUAUAUAUCUAUCUCUAUAUAUAUAUAUAUAUAUAUACUAUGUGUGUCGUUAUUGCUUGGCUGCACUUGCUUGGCUGCAAAGAUUGCUUCCACAUACCCAUCUUGUCCCUGCUUGUGUGAAUUUCGGUAAAAACUUCACUUUGCUGUGUGGACCUAUGCCUGGCAUUUCAAUCAACGUCACAUGCUGAUGUCUCACUACUAUUGUGUGGUUUAUAGUUAUAGUCAUUAUAUAACUCUUAUACACUGAGUUUGCAAAACAUUAAGAACACCUUCCUAAUACUGAGUUGCCCCCCCCUUUGCCCUGAGAACAUCCUAAAUUCAUUGGGGCAUGGACUCUACAAGCUGUUGAAAGCGUUCCACAGGGAUGCUGGCCCAUGUUGACUCCAAUGCUUCCCACAGUUGUGUCAAGUUGGCUGGAUGUCCUUUGGGUGUUGGACUAUUCUUGAUACACACGGGAGCGUGAAAAACUGUUGAGCGUGAAAAACCCAGCAGUGUUGCAGUUCUUGACACAAACAGGUGUGCCUGGCACUUACUACCAUACCCUGUUCAAAGACACUUAAAUAUUUUGUCUUGCUCAUUCACCCUCUGAAUGGUACACAUACACAAUCCAUGUCUCAAUUGUCUCAAGGCUUAAAAAUCCUUCUUUAACCUGUCUCCUCCCCUUCAUCUACAGUGAUUGAAGUGGAUUUAACAGUUGACACCAAUAAGGGAUCAUAGCUUUCACCUGGAUCCACCUGGUCAGUCUAUGUCAUGGAAAGAGCAGUAUGCGUUAUUAAUCAUGCCAGUCAAUGGCCUUUAGCGUGGACUAGUGUCCUUUACAACCAAAUUCCUGUCGCCAACUGAAAAUGCACACUUCGCACAGAAACAGUCUGGAUAAUUACCACGGUAACCAACGCUCAAUCACCUUUGACAACAGGACCUUGGCAGUGGUGUGUCGUAACCAGACAGGUGAGGACACUAAAUGACUAAAAUGUAAAUGAUGAUCCCUCUAUUGUGGGAGUGUUCACUCCGUCUCUCAGCAGUUUGUCAGUUUUUUUUCUACCCCCAAUGACAACACAGAUAAACGUGUUUUGUUUAAUGACUGUACGAGUUGACUUACGGCUUACACAACGCACCGGCAGCAUUUUCUAUACGUUCCAUACCAGACUGUUUUGGCUAUGGCUCACUGAGUCUGCAAAGGCAUCUCUCUCAGCAAGCCAUGAUGCAAGAACAAAAUAGUAUGAACCUUUCUUGCCUGUGCCUUAUAAUCUUGAAUUGCACGUAAUUAGAUGAUUUUAUAGAUGUUGACACAGCUCCUUUGAUACAUUUGAAAAGGUUUCAGUUUGUUAAUCCAAUGUUGGGAUUUGUAAUAGGUUAUGACAUUUUAAACAGACAUCUGAGAUGGCUGGGAGGGGGGGGGGGGGGGUCUUAGACUAGAGAAAACUGUCUAACAGUCAAUCUGGUCCUACCUGUCUUUGUGAAGCCCUGAAGCAUUAUAACUUGUGACAAAGAUGAGGGUGGCCUUUUCCCUGUGAAGGGCAAUGGCAAAGCUAAGGUAGGUAUUUUAAACUGUGGCUCAAUCCUACCCUCUGCUCAUUUUCAAGUCAAGUCAACAGGUGUCCUGUUACUGUUUGGAAUGCUCAAGCUGAAUGAAGUCGAGGGCCACUUUGUUAUAGUUCAAGACUAAUUUAGCCACAAAUGUUUCAGGGUGCAGUGUAAAGGCAGUAAGUCUUACUAGACAGUCAUACUAGGAUAAACAAUCUGUGGACUGGAGCAGCAACAUAUUCUGUUCAUGACCUGAAUACGAUAUGAAAGUCCCACCUACUUCCUGGAUCAUGUCCCACGCUGUUUUUGAAUGGCCUUCAAGAUUGUCAUCAAAUGUAUGAAAAUGCAGUCAUUUAAUAUAUGCUCAAAAAAAUAAAGGGAACACUUAAACAACACAUCCUAGAUCUGAAUGAAUGAAAUAAUAUUAUUAAAUACUUUUUUCUUUACAUAGUUGAAUGUGCUGACAACAAAAUCACACAAAAAUGAUCAAUUAAAUCAAAUUUAUCAACCCAUGGAGGUCUGGAUUUGGAGUCACCCUCAAAAUUAAAAUGGAAAACCACACUACAGGCUGAUCCAACUUUGAUGUAAUGUCCUUAAAACAAGUCAAAAUGAGGCUCAGUAGUGUGUGUGGCCUCCACGUGCCUGUAUGACCUCCCUACAACACCUGGGCAUGCUCCUGAUGAGGUGGCGGAUGGUCUCCUGAGGGAUCUCCUCCCAGACCUGGACUAAAGCAUCCGCCAACUCCUGGACAGUCUGUGGUGCAACGUGGCGUUGGUGGAUGGAGCGAGACAUGAUGUCCCAGAUAUGCUCAAUUGGAUUCAGGUCUGGGGAACGGGCGGGCCAGUCCAUAGCAUCAAUGCCUUCCUCUUGCAGGAACUGCUGACACACUCCAGCCACAUGAGGUCUAGCAUUGUCUUGCAUUAGGAGGAACCCAGGGCCAACCGCACCAGCAUAUGGUCUCACAAGGGGUCUGAGGAUCUCAUCUCGGUACCUAAUGGCAGUCAGGCUACCUCUGGCGAGCACAUGGAGGGCUGUGCGGCCCGCCAAAGAAAUGCCACCCCACACCAUGACUGACCCAACGCCAAACCGGUCAUGCUGGAGGAUGUUGCAGGCAGCAGAACGUUCUCCACGGCGUCUCCCGACUCUGUCAUGUCUGUCACAUGUGCUCAGUGUGAACCUGCUUUCAUCUGUGAAGAGCACAGGGCGCCAGUGGCGAAUUUGCCAAUCUUGGUGUUCUCUGGCAAAUGCCAAACGUCCUGCACGGUGUUGGGCUGUAAGCACAACCCCCACCUGUGGAUGUCGGGCCCUCAUACCACCCUCAUGGAGUCUGUUUCUGACCGUUUGAGCAGACACAUGCACAUUUGUGGCCUGCUGGAGGUCAUUUUGCAGGGCUCUGGCAGUGCUCCUCCUGCUCCUCCUUGCUCAAAGGUGGAGGUAGCGGUCCUGCUGCUGAGUUGUUGCCCUCCUACGGCCUCCUCCACGUCUCCUGAUGUACUGGCCUGUCUCCUGGUAGCGCCUCCAUGCUCUGGACACUAUGCUGACAGACACAGCAAACCUUCUUGCCACAGCUCGCAUUGAUGUGCCAUCCUGGAUGAGCUGCACUAUCUGAGCCACUUGUGUGGGUUGUAGACUCCGUCUCAUGCUACCACUAUAGUGAAAGCACCGCCAGCAUUCAAAAGUGAACAAAACAUCAGCCAGGAAGCAUAGGAACUGAGAAGUGGUCUGUGGUCACCACCUGCAGAACCACUUCUUUAUUGGGGGUGUCUUGCUAAUUGCCUAUAACUUCCACCUGUUGUCUAUUCCAUUUGCACAACAGCAUGUGAAAUGUAUUGUCAAUCAGUGUUACUUCCUAAAUGGACAGUUUGAUUUCACAGAAGUGUGAUUGACUUGGAGUUACAUUGUGUUGUUUAAGUGUUCCCUUUAUUUUUUUGAGCAGUGUAUAAAAUUAUAUUUGUAUUCAUGUAUUAAUUUACUUCUACCUGAUGCCUUUCGUUAAGGUUUUCGAUAGUGUUUUCUUUUCGUAAACGAAAGCCUUCAUAGAAGGCAUUGGGUAUAAUUAAAUUAAUCGACUAAUACGAAUAUAAUUUUACAUAUCUUAAAUGAACGCGUUUUCAUGAAUUUGAUUAUAUAAACUUGAAGGCCAUUCAAAAACAGGGUUGGAUAUGAUCCAGGAAGUAGGAGGGACUUUCAAACCGUAUUUGAUCUUUGAUUUCAGAGUGUAAGGAGAUCUAGUGGAUAAGUUCCUAUUUCCUAUGAGCUCCUACUGCAAAGAGUCAAGCAGAUAUUUGAUACCCUAAUGACUUGCACAUUACGACACACACACACACACACACACACACACAAACUCUCUACCUGUCUGCCCAGAAAGGUGAAGGACUACAGACCACAGUGUGGACACAUUCUAUCGCAUUCCAACUACAUGUCACCAGUUCCCCAAGUACACAAGAAUGCGUCAUUCUGACUUCUCUCUGGGAGAUCUGAGAGGUUGUUGUGCUUUCAAAAUGGCCGCUCCCCUCUCCUUGUCUUACUCAGAACAAGUUCUCCUAGAUUAAGUAAUGCUGAGAUUGUUAGACAUGUGUGUCCUACUGGCUGAAAUAAUGUGAAAUAGAUAAACAGUAGUAAAUCACUGCAAAGGGUAUUCCCCCUUUUGAAUGGUUAAUUGUGUGGACAAACACACACACACACACACACACACACACACACACACAGAGUCGUUUUUGUCUAUGUCAUACAUCGUUCCUCUCAAUGUGAAGUUAAUGUUUGCAUUCUCUCAGGGAGUAAUGGGACAUGGGUGGCCUUGUGUGUUAAUCAGUAUUUGCAAAACGGGUUGACAGGGAUGCUGGGGGUUGUGGGUUUACCAUUUCUGUAGUUGUUGGGUACUAUUGCUGCCGUAGUUUAGAUAUUUUGAGGUUUGGUAUGUUAACUAUUUAGAUUUGAAUCCCUAAUAUCUUGUCAAAGACAAGUUAAACAUGACAUACUGUAGAAAGUCUAGUGAAGCACUGUUAAAAUAAAAAAUAAAAAUACAUUUUAGUCAUUUAGCAGACGCUCUUAUCCAGAGCGACUUAGUUAGUGCAUUCAUCUUAAAAGAUUGCUAGGUAAGAUAACUAUGUGCUAUUUAUAGUGGUUUGAUAAAAUAUGAAAUGACUAAAUGGCUGUUUUCUCCGUGUGUCUGCAGCUCACCAAGGAGAAAGAACAUGGAAAGCUCAACCCUCGGCCAGGAAAGGUGAGUCUGUCUGACUUUUUAUUUAUUUAUUGAACCUUUAUUUAACUAGGCAAGUCAGUUAAGAACAAAUUCUUAUUUACAAUGACGGCCUGCCAAAAGGCAAAAGGCCUCCUGCGGGAACGCGGCUGGGAUAAAAAAAUACAAAAUAAAAAUAAAGGACCAAAUACAUAUCACAACAAGAGAGACAACACUACAUUAAAAGAGACCUAAGACAACAACAUAGCAUGGCAGCAACACACGACAACACAGCAAGGUAGCAACCCAACAUGAAAACAACAUGGUAGUAACACAUGGCAGCAGCACAACAUGGUAGCGGCACAAGACUUGGUACAAACAUUAUUGGGCACAGACAACAGCACAAAGGGCAAGAAGGUAGAGACAACAAUACAUCACGCGAAGCAGCCACAACUGUCAGUAAGAGUGUCCAUGAUUGAGUCUUUGAAUGAAGAGAUGGAGAUAAAACUGUCCAGUUUGAGUUUUUUUUGCAGCUCGUUCCAGUCGCUAGCUGCAGCGAACUGGAAAGAGGAGCGACCCAGGGAUGUGUGUGUUUUGGGGACCUUUAACAGAAUAUGACUGACAGAACGGGUGUUGUAUGUAUGAUUAUUAUUAUAUUAUUAUUGUAUGUGGAGGAUGAGGGCUGCAGUAGGUAUCUCAGAUAAGGGGGAGUGAGGCCUAAGAGGGUUUUGUAAAUAAGCAUCAACCAGUGGGUCUUGCGACGUGUAUACAGAGAUGACCAGCUUACAGAGGAGUAUAGAGUGCAGUGAUGUGUCCUAUAAGGACCAUUGGUGGCAAAUCUGAUGGCCGAAGGGUAAAGAACAUCUAGCCGCUCGAGAGCACCCUUCUAUAAAUUACGUCUCCGUAAUCUAGCAUGGGUAGGAUGGUCAUCUGAAUCAGGGUUAGUUUGGCAGCUGGGGUGAAAGAGGAGCGAUUACGAUAGAGGAAACCAAGUCUAGAUGUAACCUUAGCCUGCAGCUUUGAUAUGUGCUGAGAGAAGAACAGUGUACUGUCUAGCCAUACUCCCAAGUACCUGUAUGAGGUGACUACCUCAAGCUCUAAACCCUCAGAGGUAGUAAUCACACCGGUGGGGAGAGGGGCAUUCUUCUUACCAAACCACUUGACCUUUGUUUUGGAUGUGUUCAGAACAAGGUUUAAGGGCAGAGAAAGCUUGUUGGACACUAAGAAAGCUUUGUUGUAGAUCGUUUAGCACAAGAUCCGGGGAGGGGCCAGCAGAGUAUAAGACUGUAUCAUCUGCAUAUAAAUGGGUGAGAGACCUUCCUACUGCCUGAGCUAUAUUGUUGAUGUAAAUUGAGAAGAGCGUGGGUCCUAGGAUUGAGCCUUGGGGUACUCCCUCGGUGACAGGCAGUGGCUGAGAUAGCAGAUGUUCUGACUUUAUACACUGCACUCUUUGAGAGAGGUAGUUAGCAAAUUAGGCAGAAGACCCCUCAGAGACACCAAUACUCCUUAGUUGGCCGACAAGGAUGGAAUGGUCUACCGUAUCAAAAGCUUUGGCCAAGUCAAUAAAAAUAGUAACACAACAUUGCUUAGAAUCAAUGGAAAUGGUGACAUCAUUUAGGACCUUUUAAGGUUUCAGUGACACAUUCAUAACCUGAGCGGAAACCAGAUUGCAUACCAGAGAGAAUACUAUAGACGUCAAGAAAGCCAGUCAGCUGAAUAUUGACACGUUUUUCCAACACUUUUGAUAAACAGGGCAAAAUAGAAAUUGGCCUAUAACAUUUAGGAUCAGCUUGAUCUCCCCCUUUAAAUAAAGGACGCACCGUGGCUGCCUUCCAUGCAAUGGGAACCUCCCCAGAGAGGAGAGACAGGUUAAAAAGGUCAGAGAGGAUAGGCAAUGAUAUGGGCUGCAACCUUAAAGACGAAAGAGUCUAAACCAUCUGACCCAGAUGGUUUUUUGGUGUCAAGUUUAAGGAGCUCCUUUAGCACGUCGGACUCUGUGACCGCCUGCAGGAGAAACUUUGUAGCGGGACAGGGGGAAAAGAGGGAGGAGCAUCGGGGCUAGUCGCAUUAGAACGGCUGGGAGAUGAGGAAAUGUUGGACGGGCAAGGAGGCAUGGCUGAGUCAAAUAGGAAUCCUGACUUAAUGGUGAUUAAAGAGCUCAGCCAUGUGCUCUAUGUCAGUAACAACCACAUCAUCAACGCUAAGGGACAUUGGCAGCUGUGAGGAGGAGGGUUUAUUCUCCAGGUGAAACAACUACAGGAAUCACCCACCUCUAUCCCUUACCUAUCGUCUUUGUCCUACAGUAUACAAUUUGUCCUACAGUAAAGGUCAAUGUCCCAUUGCAACCUUUUUUAAUGUAAUAAAGGAUGACUGCUCACCAGGUUACCCUUAUCAAAAAAAGUAUAUUUUGCCAGCCUUCUUGACUUGAACUAUGGAUGUCUCCAAGCAGCAAUAGUAACCACAACAUCUUUAAACAUAUUUUUUACACCCCAGUGUUCUUUAAUGUAGGAUUAAUGAUGAUAAUUCAAAGUGAAUUAAUGGCUUCACAGUUCACCGUACCCCAAUGUGACAGUUAGUUGCCAAAGGCGAGUAAUUAAGGAUGAGGAGAGUGAUCUCAUGUAGAGCAUGGUGAAGCUGAUGAAAUUAGAUUAGUAUGAUUCCAUUCAGAUUCACUCAGCCAAACAUCGCUCUCUAUUUGGGCUGUUGAAUAUUUGGAUCUAUCACUCAGAACUGUGUGGAAGUGGAAAUAUGCCACAUCUUCACAAAGAAAGCCAUAAAAAAAAUUCCAAUGCACACUCAGUGGUUUGGACAAUAUUACAAAAAGCCCAGUUCAUUCACUAUAGUCCUAACAUACUAAGAGAGCAGGGGUUCCCAACCUAAGGAUCGCAACCCCAGCAUGGGGUCGCCAAAGCUUACAGUGCUUGAUUUGAGAGAAAAUUAAAUCAAAAUCAGUGCAUCAUUUGUUGUCACGGACGUUGAAGGACGGGUCAGACCAAGGCGCAGCGUGAUAUGCAUACAUGUUUAUUUCACAACAAAUAAACACACGACAGAACAACGAACCAACGAAAUGUGAAGUCCAAAGGCUGAACACAAAACUAGCCUAAACACGGAACAAGAUCCCACAACUACCUAGUGCCAAUAGGCUGCCUAAGUAUGAUCCCCAAUCAGAGACAACGAGCGACAGCUGCCUCUGAUUGGGAACCACACCGGCCAACAUAGAUCUAUACAUACUAGAACACAAACAUAGAACAUUCACACCCUGACUCAACAUAUAAGAGUCCCCUGAGUCAGGGCGUGACAGUACCCCCCCCCCCCAAAGGUGCAGACUCCGACCGCACAACUUUUACACAACAGGGUAGGGGCCGGGUGGGCAUUCCGCCUCGGAGGCGGAUCCGGCUCCGGGCGUGACGACCACAUACGCUCCGCCUCCCUGUUGCGCCCCUGGUCUGGUCUGGACCUCGGCGCGCUGCUUCCCCUCUCCUUCCUCCCACGAUACUCCAAGCCCUGUCUGGACCCUGGUGUGGGAGACCCCGAACAUGGAGAGGGGCUGACAUCUGGGUCUGGACUGGAACCGCUGACCGGAGCUGGACCGGGCACCGGUGGAGCGGACUGCUCAGACUCCGGACUGGAGCCGCUGACCGGAGCUGGACUAGGCACCGGUGGAACGGACUGCUCUGGCUCCGGAGUGGAGCCGCUGACCGGAGCUGGAUCAGGCACCGGUGGAGCGGACUGCUCUGCCUCCGGAGUGGAGCAGCUGACCGGUGCCUGACCAGGCACCGGUGGAACGGGCACGGGCUGUGCCAGACUGGUCUGGUGCGAGGAGCAGGCACGGGCCGGACCGGACUAGGAACACGCACCACUGGCUUGGUGCGAGGAUCAGGAACAGGCCGGGCCGGACUGGGAACACGCACCACUGGCUUGGUGCGAGGAGCAGGAACAGGCUGGGCCGGACUGGCGACACGCACCACUGGCAUGGUGCGAGGAGCAGGAACGGGCCGGGCCGGACUGGCGACACGCACCACUGGCUUGGUGCGGGGAGCAGGAACGGGCCGUACCGGACUGUGGAGGCAGACUGGAGGUCUGGAGCAGAGAGCUGACACAACCCGUCCUGGCUGGAUGCCUACUUCCGCACAGUAUAUGUGAGGCAUUAGCACAGGACGCACUGGGCUGUGCACGCGCACUGGCGAUACAGUACGCAGAACCGGCGCAGGAUAUGUGGGACCGAGGAGGCGUACUGAAGACCAGGAGCGUUGAGCCGGCACACCCCGUCCUGGCUGGAUGCCCAUCUUCGCACGGCACGUGUGUGGUGCUAGCACAGGACGUACAGGACUGUGCCGGCGCACUGGCAACACAGUACGUUGCAUCGCAUAACACGGAGCCUGCCCAGUCACUUCCUCGCGUGAGUACGGGGAGUUGGCUCUGCUCUGAAACUAGGCUCCGCCAACCACAUUUUCUUGGGGCUGCUUCUCGGGCUUCCUCCUCGACCGGAGCCCUCAGUGUUGCCGUUGCUCCUCUCCUGCCUGGGCAUCUACCUUCGCCCAUGGUCCUUUCCCCGCAAAUAUCUGUUCCCACGACACAUCUUCCCCACCUGUGUCCAGGGUGUUCGGUCCUCCUGGGCACGCUGCUUGGUCCGUGUUUGGUGGGAUCUUCUGUCACGGACAUUGAAGGACGGGUCAGACCAAGGCGCAGCGUGAUAUGCAUACAUGUUUAUUUCACAACGAAUAAACACACGACAAAACAACGAACCAACGAAAUGUGAAGUCCAAAGGCUGAACACAAAACUAGCCUAAACACGGAACAAGAUCCCACAACUACCUAGUGCCAAUAGGCUGCCUAGUGCCAAGUAUGAUCCCCAAUCAGAGACAACGCGCGACAGCUGCCUCUGAUUGGGAACCACACCGGCCAACAUAGAUCUAUACAUAAUAGAACACAAACAUAGAAAAUACAACAUAGAACAUUCACACCCUGACUCAACAUAUAAGAGUCCCCUGAGUCAGGGCGUGACAUUUGUAAAUUGGGAGGUGCCGGAACAAAAAGUGAGCACGAGAGGGGGGUGACCUGGGGAGCUCUGAGGUACUGGAACGCGUGAGAAAAAAAGCAUAAAGCAUUGCAUGCAUAUCAUCACAUUUGCGUAGUUGCAUAGAGCAGUAGAGUAGAGGCAUUGACACAUGGGGAACAUUUCAGUAGCCUAGGGUACGGGAAAAAUGUGGCCUUUUAUAAACACAUUUCAGCAUUUUGGCAGAAUCUUUUUUAAUACCGUACGAAUGAUCGAAAUGACAGGCUACUUUGACACUGACAAAUUGCGAAUCUGAGAUCAAUAAAAACUACCUUGAAUCCAUCAAUAGCAUAGGCCUAGGUGUGUGGAAACUCAUAUUGUAGGCUGCAAUAUGAGGAGGAAAUUAUAGUCCUAAACAUGCUUUCCAGUUUCACUGACUCACCCAAUAAUGCGCAGCUCACUCGCCGGUGAUGGCCAAUGCGUUCGUCCCAAAAGCUUAUAUCUCGCUCUUGUUUAACGAAGAGGCAACUCAAAUGAACUUUUAUUAGAAUUCUUACAUUGCAAAAAGUGACUUUUUUCAUGUCACGAGAGGUACCGGAUCCGGCCAAAGAGGUGCCGGAUCCUGUUCCGGCAGGAUCCGGCUCAAAUUAAGCACUGGGCGUACUUGAUGGGCAUGUUUUAGUUUUAUUGUUGGUAACAGUUUCAGUCUCUCAUUAUUAGCCAUUCACAAUUAUUUCCUCUUUGGCAGAAGUUACAUCCAUGCCUUGCCAAUGCUUUUGUGCUCCAGUCAACGAUCCUGUUCGCAAACAAUUAUUGUGGUAUUUCAACACUGAGUAACACUAGCUAAAUACCUGCCCUAUUUACCUAUUGCCAUUAAGAUGGAGAUUAUGAAACUAGAUACAUGUCAAGCUUGCUCCUGCAUGCAACCAAUUAGCUUUUCUCCCAACUGUAUCAAUAAACCUGGAAUUCGUCAUGGCACCUACAGACUUGCUUGACAUUUAGCUCAGACAGUUUCUGAUUAAAGAGCCUAGCUGUGAUACACAAUGGCAUACCUUACCUGAACGUUCACAUGGUUAACAACACAAAGCGCUGUAUCUAAGUUGCAUCACACUCUUUUUGCUGGUUGCUGCCUCCAGUGAUGGAGGAAAGAGCUGGAUAGAGUUAGCCUGGUCAUUAGAUCAGUUUGUUCCUUUAAUGUACGAUAAGAAGUUGAGGCCCUCAACAAACAUGAGUCAAGGUGCAAACCCAAAAAUUACAUCAUCAUUGAAAAGAAAAGGGUGCAACGCUCGCUCACCAUUAAAAACAUAUUAUUUUAUUUGAGCAACUAUUAAAAGCUUGACAUUUGAGCCUUCAUUCCCUUUUACAAUGGCCUUCAUCAGAACCUUUUAAUGUAUGUCAGAGAUAUUGGCUAAAGCACAAACAGAUAGAGGAUGGAGCAUGGGACAGUAUCAGUGUGGCGUUUUUAAUUUGAGCAUCUCUAAUGAAAUGGUGCUGUCUUUUCCAGAUGUUCAUCUUUGACCAGCCAGGGAUGUGUGGCCAGAUGAUUGAGGUGCGGAGUGACGUCAUUGAUGCCACACCCUGGCAACUACAGGAGACUAUCUCUAUCAGGGUUGUCAGGGGAGGGUAAGUGUUCAAAUGCACACUUACUCACUCACUGCUGUAGUUAUAACUGCGUGUGGACUUUAGACUCGAGGGGAUGCACACACCCACACACAUGGGUAUAUGACAUGCACGUGUACACACACACACACACACAAACACACACACACACACACACACACACACAAACACACAAACAAACAAACACAAACACACAAACAAACAGACAAAACAGUCAGUUGUGAACAGAUCAACAAUGGAUGUAAUCGCCAGUUCCAAAGCACCUUACGUGCCCUGGAAAAAACACAGAGCCACAGAGAAAUUGUAAUUGGUGCCUAUAUUUUACUGCCUCCAGCAGCAAACAAAAUCAAAGGCCACACUUUUUCCUCAUGUCACAAGUCACUUCCACAUAUUUGGCCCAACCUCAAAGCAAGAAACAAUAUUUGAACUGUCUUGUCAAGGUUAUUAAAGUAUCUCCAAUGCUGCCAAAUCAUGUAGAUCUUGAAUGCCCCCUUAUCACCCACUGAGAUACACGGAACUGAACACCAAUGUCUGAAAUUGGACACGCAAUUGGAUAUCACAAAAUUUGAGAGAAAAGGGGGUAAAAAAAAAAGGUGCUAUCCAGAACCUAAAAGGGUUAUUUGACUCUCCCAAUAGGAUAACCCUUUGAAGAACCCUUUUUGGUUCCAGGUAGAAACCCUUUUCAACUCGGUGGGAUAUGAUUAUGAAUGAAUCAACAUAUUGUGUGCAUUUGCAUAACUGGAUAAAUAUUUAUACUUACCCAUUAAUAUCUUGAAUAGUGACACCCGUGCCAUCCUCAGUGUGCUAGUGUAGAGCUCUACCAGUGUGUCCAUUUGUUAGAGCAAUGCUCAAUCUAUUCACCAGCUGUGGCUGUUUAAAUCACCUUUGAAAUAGGGCAUGCAUUGUGUUCAAAUUAAUCUUGUUCAGACCAUGGACCGUUACUUUUCAUUUUCCUGUCUUUCCAUUCCUCUCUUCAGCUGGGUCUUGUACGAGAAGCCCAACUUCAAAGGGGAGAAGAUAGCUUUGGACGAGGGGAGACAUAGAGCUCACCUAUCCCUUCGACCCCCCUGAGGAGGAGGAGGAACAACAGCAGAAAAAUGGACAGAAGGGACAGAAGGAGGGAGGAGAAGAAGUAGUGGAGGCCAAGCCGGCCAGGAGGUUCAUCAUAGGAUCAGUACGAAGAGCAGUCAGGGUAAGAAGAAGUCACAGAUUACCCUUAUGAGGACUUGUUACUAUUAUGAUUAGCCAUAGAGCAGUGUUUCUCAAACCAGGCCUUUUUGAGUAACCGCUAAUUCCAAAGGCUUUAGGUGUGUUAGGUUCUAAAUUCUGGUACAAAUCCAGUCGGACACCAAAGGAAGCUCAGACUAGAUUUAUUACACCCAAACUGGAUGUCAUGGCUGCAUAGCACACAUACAAUUCACACAAGUAUAUAUUUAUACCUUCCGAUUAGGCGGAUUCACCUCCUUGCAUGUCUAGAAUAAACAUUAAUUCUCUGUUGCUGGGUAAGAACUGAGUCUGUUCCUUCUAUUGGUGUUAUCGUGGCCCAGCCUGAGUCCAGAACCUUCUUGGUCAGGGGUGUGUGUAUGAGAGAUAAGACUACACUUGGAGUAUUGUCGAGAUGGGCCCCUCUAGCCCCACCCUCUCAGAGGUUUCUUCUCUCUUCAACUGUUGUCCUCACCUCGAUGUUGAACUCCACGUCUCUCCCUGCCCUAGUUCAAACAGAAACUAGCCUGACUUUACCAGGAACUGAGACUCGACUGUGGCUCUUCACCUACCUCCUUAGUAAUAUUAAUAUAAAACAAUAACAUAUCUGGACAAAGACACUUUCUGUAUUUCCCUUGUCGCUGCAUUAACACUCUCCAGCUCCAACAUCCUAGCCAAUAACAAAUUAUUCCUACUAAUAAGCGGAAUUAUGCUAUUAUAAACGGACUCAUUAUGCAACUACAAUGGGCUCAAGUCAAAUAAUCUCCAACAGGUGGAUGAAUGCCACAAGGCAAGAGUUUGGCAAGAGUUAUGCCAAUCUGAUUAGGUGUGGUUCAGUAGAAGAUGUGUUGACAGACUCUGGCACUCUUAAGGAUUGCUGCCUCGAAAUGCCGUCUCCUUUGUUAGAGCCUGUAUCACAAAUGCGCUGCUCUCUGUGAAACUAUAGCACCCUCUAGUCAUACUUGACAUUUCUCUCUGCCCCCACAGGACUACAGUGUGCCAGAGAUCAGUCUGUUCCCAGAGGAGAAUGCAGAGGGGAAGAAGGUGAUCUUCAGAGACACGUCAGAUGACGCCAGGAUAUUCGGCUUCCCCAUCAAAGCCAACUCCAUUAUCAUCAAUGCUGGACUGUGAGUAACAGAGUCUGCUCUGCCAACUACUUUUUAGUAGGACACGUGUGGCACAAGGAUAAACAUUUUAUGAAAGUAGAUGAUUGUUUAAUCAAAUAUAGCUUCAAAUUAAAUAUGUCUUUAUAUUGUUUAUUUUAUCGACAUAAUGACAUGGUUUUGUGAGGUCUAUCUUCUGUUAUGAUAUCCCUGUUCUGAUUGGAUUGACUCUCUUCUCUCUUCAGAUGGCUGGUGUACCCUCAGCCUUUCUUCCAGGGCGUACCACGUGUUCUGGAGGUGGGGGGGUUCCCCAACCCUGCAGCCUGGGGCGUGGAACAACCCUACGUGGGCUCAGUGCACCCUCUCAAAAUCGUAAGAAUCCCCUCCACCUCCAGAACACCUUUCACCUUCUAGAGUUGUGCAGACUUAUUACAAUUAGGACAAUGUACACGGUUUAGAUUUAGAUUGAGUAGAAUACACAUUCCCAUUCAACGUCAUUUUACAGGGGAACAAGGUAAUGCAUUACAUUAUAGAUUAAAUUAGUUAAGAUUACAUUUAAGAAAUGUUUUUUUUUUACAGGGUGAACCAAGAGUGGAGAAACCUGGUGAGCCCAAGGUAAGAGAUACGGCAAUGCGAUGGCCAUGAUAUUGAAAUGAAUGAAUGAACGAGUCAAUCAAACAAUCAAUAAAUCUAAUUACACAACUUCAAAUGAUGCAUGUUGUUCCCUGUUGUUUCCAGCUGGUGCUAUAUGACAAGCCUUACUUCACUGGGAAGUCGAGGACGAUUUACACCAAUAUGAGAGACUUCAUGACCAGACUGGAUAGACAGCAGACUGCCUUCAUGUACAGCGCUGGAUCCAUCAAAGUACAGGGAGGCUGGUGAGUAAACUGUGUGUGUGUGUGUGUGUGUGUGUAUGCAUGUGUGAGUGUCUUACUUCAUGCAUCUCAUCCUGUGUCUCCCUGUACUUCUAGCUGGGUGGGCUAUGAGAAGGAGGGUUUCCGAGGCCACCAGUAUCUGUUGGAGGAGGGAGAGUACCACGACUGGAGGGUGUGGGGGGGCUGCGAUGCCGAGCUGCGCUCUGUCAGAGUCAUACGAGCGGUGAGUGGGCCAUACCAUCACUUAACACCCCCAUCUCUAUCAGGACCUUGUAUCUUGUAUCCAGCUGCUGCAGGAAUGACCAUGUCCUAAAUGGCAUAUUUAUCAUACACUGAGUUUACAAAACAGCUCUUUCCAUUAUGUAGACUGACCAGGUGAAAGCUAUGAUCCCUUAUUGAUGUCACUUGUUAAUACCACUUCAAUCAGUGUAGAUGAUGGGUAUGAGACGAGUUAAUACUAGAACCGCUGGGUGUCGAUGGACCCCCCCUUCAAGCUAAUGAGCAGUCAUUAUGACUGCAACAUUAUAACAGUGUAAUUAAAAAAUUAAAAGUUUCAUAUGCUAUAGCAAAAAUUAUCAUUUGGUUGUGUUUAUGAAGGCCUUGGGUAACAUUAGAAUAUGAUUUGUAUUUUAUUUCAAAUAACACAAUAGCAUUUUCAUUAGUUUAUGUUACUGUAGGCUAAAUGCCCAACUAAAAAAAAGCCAACAUUCAAGUGUUCAAUCCAUUUUAUUAGUGGAGUGCGUUUGUUACAACUAUGAAACAGAAAGCAUAUGUGUUGGAACAUGGUAACAGCUUAUUUUUAGAACGACAAAAUCAAAUAAAAAAAAUACCCCAACCACCAAGAAGCACGGUCAAAAGACGUGUGGUCAAAUGAUGAAAACAUCAGUAGCCUAAACAUUAUAAGCACAAAGUGGCCUUGAUAAAUAGUGAAACUCGGCACAAAAUAAAUAAUGGCAUUAUAAUGAAUAUAAGUGUCGAUAUGACUGCAGUCAUAAAUAGUCAAUUAUUUUCAGCUCGUGCUUGUGUGCAUCUUCACGCAAUGGCAUCAGUUGGAUUUCAUUUAGCUGUUAUCGCUUGCCCUAACAGUUGACACAAAGUUCGUAACUUUCACUUGCUUUGACAUACCAUUGUUUGGUUGUAGUGUGUAAUAGUAUCCGGUUUUCCCUUGGUUGUAUUCCGUUGUCUUGUCAUUCUUCAGCACUGUUGUGGAGUACAACAGCUGUGCAGGUGCCUUAUUUUGCGCAGAAGGAGCUCCCGUCUCACUUUGUUCAUGGUGCCGGCCAGACUUGUUUUCUUUGCAAGCAACUUGUUCGCCAAUGACAGUGAAGUUAAGAAAUUGUCCAUGGUGACAUUGCUCCGCUUGCCAAUGUAAGGUUCCACAAGCCUCAUCACCACAUUCUCUGACACUCUCGCCUCCUGCCGGAUGUGGAUAUUUUCUCAGAGAUUGAAAGCUGUUCAGCAUGUACAAUUACGCACACUCUCGCUGUGUAGCCUACUCCAAGUAGGCCAGAGUAGACUGUUAAGACUGCUUUGAUUCGGUGGACUGAUAUAGGGUACAUACCAUUUUAAGAUUAUAAUUAGAAUGGAUCAAUACAAUAGACUGGCCCGCCCUGUUCUUCAUUCACAAUUGGUGAUUACAUAAUUAUGCCUCUUUUGCUUCCCCUCGCUCAUCAACUCACCCAUUCUCCCCAUCAUACUUUACUUAAUUUAUUUCAGCUGUUGUUAUACAGUGAGGGAAAAAAAGUAUUUGAUCCCCUGCUGAUUUUGUAAGUUUGCCCACUGACAAAGAAAUGAUCAGUCUAUAAUUUUAAUGGUAGGUUUAUUUGAACAGUGAGAGACAGAAUAACAACAAAAAAAUCCAGAAAAACGCAUGUCAAAAUUUUUAUAAAUUGAUUUGCAUUUUAAUGAGAGAAAUAAGUAUUUGACCCCCUCUCAAUCAGAAAGAUUUCUGGCUCCCAGGUGUCUUUUACACAUGUAACGAGCUGAGAUUAGGAGCACACUCUUAAAGGGAGUGCUCCUAAUCUCAGUUUGUUACCUGUAUAAAAAACACCUGUCCACAGAAGCAAUCAAUCAGAUUCCAAACUCUCCACCAUGGCCAAGACCAAAUAGCUCUCCAAGGAUGUCAGGGACAAGAUUGUAGACCUACACAAGGCUGGAAUGGGCUACAAGACCAUCGCCAAGCAGCUUGGUGAGAAGGUGACAACAAUUGGUGCGAUUAUUCGCAAAUGGAAGAAACACAAAAUAACAGUCAAUUUCCCUCGGCCUGUGGCUCCAUACAAGAUCUCACCUCGUGGAGUUGCAAUGAUCAUGAGAACGGUGAGGAAUCAGCCCAGAACUACAGGGGAGGAUCUUGUCAAUGAUCUCAAGGCUGCUGGGACCAUAGUCACCAAGAAAACAAUUGGAAACACACUACGCUGUGAAGGACUGAAAUCCUGCAGCGCCCGCAAGGUCCCCCUGCUCAAGAAAGCACAUAUACAGGGCCGUCUGAAGUUUGCUAAUGAACAUCUGAAUGAUUCAGAGGAGAACUGGGUGAAAGUGUUGUGGUCAGAUGAGACCAAAAUCGAGCUCUUUGGCAUCAACUCAACUCGCCGUGUUUGGAGGAGGAGGAAUGCUGCCUAUGACCCCAAGAACACCAUCCCCACCGUCAGACAUUGAGGUGGAAACAUUAUGCUUUGGGGGUGUUUUUCUGCUAAGGGGACAGGACAACUUCACCGCAUCAAAGGAACGAUGGACAGGGCCAUGUACCGUAAAACCUUGGGUGAGAACCUCCUUCCCUCAGCCAGGGCAUUGAAAAUGGGUCGUGGAUGGGUAUUCCAGCAUGACAAUGACCCAAAACACACGACCAAGGCAACAAAGGAGUGGCUCAAGAAGAAGCACAUUAAGGUCCUGGAGUGGCCUAGCCAGUCUCCAGACCUUAAUCCCAUAUAAAAUCUGUGGAGGGAGCUGAAGAUUCGAGUUGCCAAAUGUCAGCCUCGAAACCUUAAUGACUUGGAGAUGAUCUGCAAAGAGGAGUGGAACAAAAUCCCUCCUGAGAUGUGUGCAAACCUGGUGGCCAACUACAAGAAACGUCUGACCUCUGUGACUGCCAACAAGGGUUUUGCCACCAAGUACUAAAUCAUGUUUUGCAGAGGGGUCAAAUACUUAUUUCCCUCAUUAAAAUGCAAAUCAAUUUAUAACAUUUUUGACAUGCGUUUUUCUGGAUUUUUUUGUUGUUAUUCUGUCUCUCACUGUUCAAAUAAACCUACCAUUAAAAUGAUAGACUGAUCAUGUCUUUGUCAGUGGGCAAACGUACAAAAUCAGCAGGGGAUCAAAUACUUUUUUCCCUCACUGUAUGUGUGAAAUUAGUUUCGGUAUAGUUCAGGUUCAGUUUCGAGGCAAUUGUCCGGGGGAUUAUCAACUGGGCCCUGCACUUUCAACUGUCGGUAGAAGAAGGAGAUUAGGCCCUACUGUUGGGAGAAGGAGGGGCAACUGGGAAAACCAGUCCAAAAAAUGACAUGCCCUUCUAAAACUGGUUAUAACUCCAGUUCUGUUUGUGAUAUUAAGAUUCUAACAACGACAGUGUGUUAUAUAGACGUAUAUAACAGAGGGGGGCAUGACAAAAUAAAUGGCAGAACAAUUAUACGAAAAAAAUCACAAGCAGUCAAAAUUACUGCUUUAGCGGUUCUAGUGUUAAAGAAGGAUUUUUAAGCCUUGAGACAAUUGAGACAUGGGUUGUUUAUGUGUGCCAUUCAGAUGGUGAAUGGGUAAGACAAAAUAUUUAAGUGCCUUUGAACGGGGUAUGGUAGUAGGUGCCAGUUGCACCGGUUUGAUUGUGUUAAGUCAAAUCAAAUUGUAUUGGCCACAUGCGCCGAAUACAACAGGUGUAGACAUUACAGUUAAAUGCUUACUUAUAGCCCUUAACCAACAAAGCAUUUAUUUAUUUUUAUAAAAAUAUAAAAAUAAAAAACUGUUGAGAAAAAAAGAGCAGAAGUCAAAUAAAAUAACAGUAGGGAGGCUAUAUAUACAGGGGGUACCGGUGCAGAGUCAAUGUGCGGGGGCACCGGCUAGUUGAGGUAGUUGAGGUAAUAUGUACAUGUGGGUAGAGUUAAAGUGACUAUGCAUAAAUAAUUAACAGAGUAGCAGCAGUGUAAAAAGAUGGGGUGGGGGUGGGGGGGCAGUGCAAAUAGUCAGGGUAGCCAUGCUUAGCUGUUCAGGAGUCUUAUGGCUUGGGGGUAGAAGCUGUUGAGAAGUCUUUUGGACCUAGACUUGGCACUCCGGUACCGCUUGCCGUGCGGUAGCAGAGAGAACAGUCUAUGACUAGGGUGGCUGGAGUCUUUGACAAUUUUGAGGGCCUUCCUGGCCCCAGUGAUGUACUGGGCCGUACGCACUACCCUCUGUAGUGCCUUGCGGUCGGAGGCCAAUCAGUUGCCAUACCAGGCGGUGAUGCAACCAGUCAGGAUGCUCUCGAGGGUGCAGCUGUAGAAUUUUUUAAAGAUCUGAGGACCCAUGCCAAAUCUUUUCAGUCUCCUGAGGGGGAAUAGGCUUUGUCGUACCCUCUUCACGACUGUCUUGGUGUGUUUGGACCAUGAUAGUUCGUUGGUGAUGUGGACACCAGUGCCUUGUCAACCUGUUCCACUACAGCCCUGUCGAUGAGAAUGGGGGCGUGCUCAGUCCUCUUUUUUUUCCUGUAGUCCACAAUCAUCUCCUUUGUCUUGGUCAUGUUGAGGGAGAGGUUGUUAUCAUGGCACCACACGGCCAGGUCUCUCACCUCCUCCCAAUAGGCUGUCUCAUCGUUGUCGGUGAUCAGGCCUACCACUGUUGUGUCGUCGGUAAACUUAAUGAUGGUGUUGGAGUCGUGCCUGGCCAUGCAAUCAUGGGUGAACAGGGAAUACAGGAGGGUACUGAGCACGCACCCCUGAGGGGCCCCCGUGUUGAGGAUCAGUGUGGCAGAUGUGUUGUUACCUACCCUUACCACCUGGGGGCGGCCCGUCAGGAAUUCCAGGAUCCAGUUGCAGAGGGAGUCGUUUAGUCCCAGGAUCCUUAGCUUAGUGAUGAGCUUUGAGGGCACUAUGGUGUUGAAUGCUGAGCUGUAGUCAAUGAAUAGCAUUCUCCCAUAGGUGUUCCUCUUGUCCAGGUGGGAAAGGGCAGUGUGGAGUGCAAUAGAGUUUGCAUCAUCUGUGGAUCUGUUAUGGCGGUAUGCAAAUUGGAGUGGGUCUAGGGUUUCUGGGAUAAUGGUGUUGAUUUUAGCCAUGACCAGCCUUUCAAUGCACUUCAUGGCUACAAACGUCAGUGCUACGGGUCGGUAGUAAUUUAGGCAGGUUAUCUUAGUGUCCUUGGGCACGGGGACUAUGGUGGUCUGCUUGAAACAUGUUGGUAUUACAGACUCAGUCAGGGACAUGUUGAAAAUGUCAGUGAAGACACUUGCCAGUUGAUCAGCACAUGCUCGGAGUACACGUCCUGGUAAUCCGUCUGGCCCUGAGGCCUUGUGAAUGUUGACCUGCUUAAAAGUCUUACUCACAUUGGCUACGGAGAGCAUGAUCACAUAGUCAUCCGGAACAGCUGGUGCUCUCAUGCAUGCUUCAGUGUUGCUUGCCUCGAAGCGAGCAUAGAAGUGGUUUAGCUUGUCUGGAAGUCUUGUGUCACCUGGCAGCUCACGGCUGUGCUUCCCUUUGUAGUCUGUAAUAGUUUUCAAGCCCUGCCACAUCCGAUGAGCGUCAGAGCCAGUGUAGUAUGAUUCAAUCUUAGUCCGGUAUUGACUCUUUGCCUGUUUGAUGGUUAAUCGGAGGGCAUAGCAGGAUUUCUUAUAAGCGUCCGGAUUAGAGUCCCGCUCCUUGAAAGCGGCAGCUCUACCCUUUAGGUCAGUGCGGAUGUUGCCUGUAAUCCAUCGCUUCUGGUUGGGAUAUGUACGUACGGUCACUGUGGGGACGACGUCAUCAAUGCACUUAUUGAUGAAGCCAGUGACUGAUGUGGUGUACUCCUCAAUGCUAUCUGAAGAAUCACUGAACAUGUUCCAGUCUGUGCUAGCAAAACAGUCCUGUAGCUUAGCAUCUGCGUCAUCUGACCACUUUUUUAUUAACCGAGUCACUGGUUUUUCCUGCUUUAGUUUUUGCUUAUAAGCAGGAAUCAGAAGGUUAGAGUUAUGGUCAGAUUUGCCAAAUGGAGGACGAGUAUGUCAACUCUUACGCUGCUGGGUUGUUCACACUCAACAGUUUCCUGUGUGUAUCAAUAAUGGUUCACCACCUAAAAGAAAAUCCAGCUAACUUGACACAACUGUGGUAAGCAUUGUAGUCAACAUGGGCCAGCAUCCCUGUGGAACGCUUUUGACACCUUGUAGAGUCCGUGCCCCGACGAAUUGAGGCUGUUCUAAGGGCAAAAAGGGGUACAGCUGAAUAUAAGGAAGGUGUUCCUAAUGUUUUGUACACUUUGUAUAUACAGGUAACUACCUAAAUAAAUUAAACAUCAACAUAGUGUCUUUAUAGGUGUCACGUUCGUUGAAGGACAGGUCAGACCAAGGCGCAGCGUGAAAUGCAAACAUGUUUAUUUAAUCAAAAUAAACAUACGAACAAAACAACGUAACGUGAAGUCCUCAGGCUAAACACAAUACAAGCCUAUACACGGAACAAGAUCCCACAACUAAUGAUAGCAAACAGGCUACUAAAGUGUGAUCCCCAAUCAGAGACAACGAGUGACAGCUGCCUCUGAUUGGGAAUCACACCCGGCCAAACAUAGAAACACAAAACCUAGAAAGUGAACAUAGAAAUAAUAACAUAGAUCUCCACACCCUGACUCAACAUACAAGAGUCCCAUAAGUCAGGGCGUGACAAUAGGGUGUUGGGCCCCCACGAGCCAGAACAGCUUCAAUGCACCUUGACAUAGAUUCUACAAGUGUCUGGAACUCUAUUGGAGGGAUGCGACACCAUUCUUCCACGAGAAAUUCCAUAAUUUGGUGUUUUGUUGAUGGUGGUGGAAAACGCUGUCUCAGGCGCUGCUUCAGAAUCUCCCAUGCAUGUUCAAUUGGGUUGAGAUCUGGUGAGUGAGACGGUCAUGGCACCGGGGUCACAUUAGCUUUCAGAAAUCUGCAUUUUCUGCCUUUUAAAUAAUUUCAUCUGAGUUUCAUAUUGGAAGUCAGUGUUUUUUGGCUUCAAUAGAGUGAUAAGAGGCGUGCAACUCUAGUUUUUCUUCACACAAAAUACAUUAGUGCAACAUACACGUAAGUAAAAAGCAAGGUAUUUUUUGCAAAAACGAUGCAUGACCAUCAUAUUUCUAAUGUUUAUCAUAGAAAUAAUGUCGCCAGCUACAUUUCUUAAUGUUUUUUGCUUGAAGUUAAUCUUGCAUUUUAACUUGCUACCAGAGGAAACACUACACUGGAGGAAAGUACCUUAGAAAAGUCGCCUACACAUCAGUCAGAGCACUGACUGGUGAUCUAAUGACGAGCAAAUAUACUUCAUCCGAGUGCAACUGAAGCACGAAAUUAGUCAUUUUACAUUCAUGAUUUGGAGCGAACCCUGACUGAAGCUGAGCAGAAUUUACAAUAACAAGCAUUUUAGAUCUGCAUUUUAUCUUUCCUUUUCUGCGUGAAAAACGCAAACAUGACUCCUGUGGCAUAUGGUUUAUGUCAUUUUCAUGCUCAUCAAACAAUUCAAUCAUUGACCACUGCUGCCCUGUGGAUGGGGGCAUUGUCAUCCUAUGGGGGCAUAGCUAUGGUAGCCAAAAUAAUGGCCUACCCAGCAUUUUUAUAUAUGACCCUAAGCAUGAUGGGAUGUUAAUUUCUUAAUUAACUCAGGAACAACACGUGUGUGGAAGCACCUGCUUUCAAUAUAUACUGAACAAAAAUACAAACGCAACAUGUAAAGUGUUGGUCCCAUGUUUCAUGUGCUGAAAUAAAAGAUCCUCGAAUUUUUCCAUAUCACAAAAAGCUUAUUUCUCUCAAAUGUUGUGCACAAAUUUGUUUACAUCCCUAUUAUUGAACAUUUCUCCUUUGCCAAAAUAAUCCAUCCACCUGACAGGUGUGGCAUAUCAAGAAGCUGAUUAAACAGCGUGAUCAUUACACAGGUGCACCUUGUGCUGGGGACAAUAAAAGGCCACUCUAAAAUGUGCAGUUUUGUCACACAAAACAAUGCCACAUAUGUCUCAAGUUUUGAGGGAGUGUGCAAUUGGCAUGCUGACUGCAGGAUGUCCACCAGAGCUGUUGCCAGAGAAUGUAAUGUUAAUUUCUCUACCAUAAGCUGCCUCCAACGUCGUUUUAGAGUAUUUGGCAGUACGUCCAACCGGCCUCACAACCGCAGACCACGUGUAACCACACCAGCCCAGGGCCUCCACAACCGGCUUCUUCACCUGCGGGAUCGUCUGAGACCUGCCACCCGGACAGCUGAUGAAACUGAGGAGUAUUUCUCUCUGUAAUAAAGCUCUUUUGUGGGGAAAAACUAAUUCUGAUUGGCUGGGCCUGGCUCCCCAGUGGGUGGGCCUGGCUCCCCAGUGGGUGGGCCUAUGCCCUCCCAGGCCCACCCUUGGCUGCACCCCUGCCCAGUCAUGUGUAAUCCAUAGAUUAGGGCCUAAUUUAUUUAUUUAAAUUGACUGAUUUCCUUAUAUGAACUGUAACUCAGUCAAAUUUAGUAAAUAUAAACGCAACAUGCAACAAUUUCAAGUGUUUCCAUUAUUUUGGUGGUGACCUGUAUUACAUGCAGAUGACCCAGGCACAGGAACGUACUCAGGUUAGGCUUUUGGCUUGGGUUUAGGAUUAAAUAUCUAGAAUUUACCUGUCCCCUUUUGCCAUAGGGCAUUGUGGCCAUUCACUCAAAAACAAAUGUAGUUCUAUUGAACUAAUCAGUGUGAAAUACUUUUUGACCAGAAACGGACCAACAGAUGGCAUCUGUAAGGACAGUGGAACACACCACAUCUAGACCUCACUGUGUCUGUGGGCGCCAGCGUGCUUACUGUAGCUAUUCCUUUCCUGCUGGUAAAGUUUAAAAUGUAGCUGGUCCUAGAGCUGUGCCUAAAGACAACUCCUACCUGGAGCCACAGUAUGUGACCUAUGACCCCUCUGUCCCCUGUAGGACCUGACGGAGCCCAUGCUGGUGAUGUAUGAGCAGCCAGGCGAGGAGGAGGAGGUGGAGCAGGAGAACACCUUUGAGGUGACCGAGGCCAUUCCUGACGUGGAGCUGUUUAACUACCGCACCACCACUCGCGCCAUCCAGGUCCUCAGUGGAGCGUAAGUACACAUGCUUGUGAUGAGCAGCGUUAUAGUCUAAGUGGUAUAGUCUAGUGUAAUAUACAAGGGUGAAAGUAGAAUUAAUUUCUUCCCAGUACGGGACCUCCAAUAUUUGUUAUAGGCCUAAUCAUAGAAUUACAAAUAUAAUCCCUAUUAAUUCAAUAAUCUGUGGGCCUAGUCAAAAAUAUUUGUCAUUUAACUUUUAAAAUGUAUUACCAUUUAUUGUGGCAUAAACACAACCAGUCAUGAUGUUUUCAUCUGAUUGUCAAACAAUCACUUCAAAGGGCUUCUUUACUAGGAUACCCGCGCACGUUCUUCUACUGGCAACAUAUUACCCGCCUCCAAACAGUGGUGAAUGGAAAGAGACUGGUAUUACACAAAACACCAAAAAGUGUAAUGACAUUUGCCGAUUGUCAUUAGGCCAGAAUUUAUAAGUCCACUGCUGUCUCUGCACGUCUCAGUGUUUGCUACUCAUCUCUGCCUUGGCAAAAUGUCAGUGUUCACAUCGAACCACAUCACACGUAGGCUAAACCACCCGUUUUCAAGUCCAUUCGCUAAUUUUUCAUUAGUCUGACAUGCGGUAAUGAUAAAUAAUGGUGUAGUAGUCUCCAGUUUUCUUGACAUUUUGUUUUCAUUUUUGUGAUAGGCUCAUGUUUUACCGGUACAGCGUACCCCUACUAUUUAUUUUGCCGGGAAGUUGUACCGGAUUGUAACACCUUACUUUCACCCCUGGUUAUAUAGUAAUAGUAUAGUAAUGACUGAUAUAAUUUUUGUGUGUCAGAGGCCUGAUAAGAUAAUAAGAAUAUAAUCAUGACUAGAGCCAAUAUAGAUAUGGCUCUGAUAAUAACUUGAUACGGGCUGAAAAGUUAAUAAGAAUAUGAUCAUAUUCGAUAAUACCUGGAUUUAUAAAAAUCCACCUUUCCAGAAAUAAGUCUCUCACUGUUGCCGCUUGCUACAGACCCCUGUCAGCCCUCAGCUGUGCCCUGGACACCAUAUGUGAAUUAAUUGCCCCCCAUCUAUCCUCAGAGUUCGUAUUGCUUGGUGACCUAAACUGGGAUAUGCUUAACACCCCGGCCGUCCUACAAUCUAAACUAGAUGCCCUCAAUCUCACACAAAUUAUCAAGGAACCUACCAGGUACAACCCUAAAUCCGUUAACAUGGGCACCCUCAUAGAUAUCAUCCUGACUAAUUUACCCUCUAAAUGCACCUCUGCUGUCUUCAACCAGGAUCUCAGCGAUCACUGCCUCAUUGCCUGUGUCCAUAAUGGGUCCGCGGUCAAACGACCACCCCUCAUCACUGUCAAACGCUCCCUAAAACACUUCAGCGAGCAGGCCUUUCUAAUUGACCUGGCUCGGGUAUCCUGGAUGGAUAUUGACCUCAUUCCGUCAGUAGAGGAUGCAGGGUUGUUCUUUUAAAAGUGCUUUCCUCUCCAUCUUAAAUAAGCAUGCCCCAAUCAAAAAAUUCUGAACUAAGUACAGAUAUAGCCCCUGGUUCACCCCAGACUUGACUGCCCUUGACCAGCACAAAAACAUCCUGUGGCGUACAUCCAAGCAUUUUGCUAUGGCUGACCAUGCUUUCCACCUAGCUACACCUACCCCGGCCACUAGCUCUGCACCCUCCGCUGCAACUUGCCCUUGCCCCCCCCUGCUUCUCAUUCACCCAAAUUCAGAUAGCUGAUGUUCUGAAAGAGCUGCAAAAUCUGGACCCCUACAAAUCAGCUGGGCUAAACAAUCUGUACCCUUUCUUUCUAAAAUUAGCUGCUGAAAUUGUCGCAACACCUAUUACCAGCCUGUUCAACCUCUCUUUCGUAUCGUCUGAGAUCCCCAGAGAUUGGAAAGCGCCCGUGGUCAUCCCCCUCUUCAAAGGGGGUGACACUCUAGAUCCAAACUGUUACAGACCGAUAUCCAUCCUGCCCUGCCUUUCGAAAGUAUUUCAAAGCCAAGUUAACAAACAGAUCACCGACCAUUUCGAAUCCCACCGUACCUUCUCCGCUAUGCAAUCUGGUUUCCGAGCUGGUCAUGGGUGCAACUCAGCCACGCUCAAGGUCCUAAACGAUAUUAUAACCACGAUCGAUAAAAGACAGUACUGUGCAGCCGUCUUCAUCGACCUGGCCAAGGCUUUCGACUGCGUCAAUCACUGCAUUCUUAUUGGCAGACUAAAUAGCCUUGGUUUCUCAAAUGACUGCCUCGCCUGGUUUAACAACUACUUCUCAGAUAGAGUUCAAUGUGUCAAAUCGGAUGGCCUGUUGUCUGGACCUCUGGCAGUCUCUAUGGGGGUGCCACAGGGUUCAAUUCUCGGGCCGACUCUAUUCUCUGUGUAUAUCAAUGAUGUCGCUCUUGCUGCUGGUGACUCUCAGAUCCACCUCUACGCAGACGACACCAUUUUGUAUACAUCUGGCCCUUCAUUGGACACCGUGUUAACAAACCUCCAAACAAGCUUCAAUGCCAUACAGCACUCCUUCUGUAGCCUCCAACUGCUCUUAAACGCUAGUAAAACUAAAUGCAUGCUCUUCAAUCGAAUGCUGCUUGCACCCGCACGCCCGACUAGAAUCACUACUGUCGGUGGGUCUGACUUAGAAUAUGUGGACAACUACAAAUACCUAGGUGUCUGGUUAGACCGUAAACUCUCCUUCCAGACUCACAUUAAGCAUCACCAAAGUUAAAUCUAGAAUCGGCUUCCUAUUUCGCAACAAAGCCUCCAUCACUCAUGCUGCCAAACAUGCCCUCGUAAAACUGACUAUCCUACCGAUCCUUGACUUCGGCAAUGUCAUUUACAAAAUAGCUUCCAACACUCUACUCAGCAUAUUGGAUGUAGUCUAUCACAGCGCCAUCCGUUUUGUCACCAAAGCCCCAUAUACUACCCACCAUUGUGACCUGUACGCUAUCGUUGGCUGGCCCUCACUACAUAUUCGUCGCCAAACCCACUGGCUCCAGGUCAUCUAUAAAUCACUGCUAGGCAAAUCCCUGCCUUAUCUUAGCUCAUUGGUCACCAUAGCAACACCCACCUGUAGUAUGCGCUUCAGCAGGUAUAUCUCACUGGUCAUCCCCAAAGCCAACACCUCCUUUGGCCGCCAUUCCUUCCAGUUCUCUGCUGCCAAUGACUGGAACGAACUGCAAAAAUCUCUGAAGCUGGAGACUCUUAUCUCCCUCACUAACUUUAAGCAUCAGUUGUCAGAGCAGCUUACCGAUCACUGCACCUGUACACAGCCCAUCUGUAAUUAGCCCACCCAACUACCUCAUCCCCAUAUUGUUCUUUAUUUUGCUCAUUUGCACCCCAGUAUCUCUAUUUGCACAUCAUCUUCUGCACAUCUAUCAUUCCAGUGUUAAUACUAAAUUAUAAUUAUUUUGCACUAUGGCCUAUUUAUUGCCUUACCUCCAUAACUUACUACAUUUGCACACACUGUAUAUAGGUUUUCUAUUGUGUUAUUGACUGUACUUUUUGUUUAUCCCAUAUGUAACUCUGUGUUAUUUUUAUCGGACUGCUUUGCUUUAUCUUGGCCAGGUCGCAGUUGUAAAUGAGAACUUGUUCUCAACUGGCUUACCUGGUUAAAUAAAGGUGAAAUAAAAUAAAAUAAAAACAGUGAAUGAAGGAUGUUAGAGUAUUAGUGGAGGUUUGACUCAAAGUGACCACUGUUCUCUCCUCCUCCAGAUGGAUAGCCUACUCUCAUGUGGACUUCUCUGGUGACCAGUAUAUCCUGGAGAAAGGUUUCUACAGUAAAUCUACUGAUUGGGGCUCUUCAGACAACCGCAUCUGCUCUGUCCAGCCCAUCCUACAGGUGAGUAGGAGCCUAGAGACUAUUUUCUAUUGAGUUGACAGUGGAGAGACGGAAACAGACAGGAAAAUGAACUGAAAGGAGAAUAUCCAAACUGUUUCGAUGCUCCUUUAAUGUUAAUAUUGCAAUAUUUUGAUCGCUGUGGGUGCUUCUUUGUCAGCCUGAGGAAUAAUGAAAAGGAUGUUUGACAUUGUGAUGUUUACUCAGUUCUCUUGUGUCUGUUUCAGGCUCCAAGUGAAAACCAGGGCAACGUCAGAAGUGAGGUGAGACAUCUUGUAUAAUCGUAUAUCCUUCUGCAGUCUCUUUUCACAAUUCACUUGAGCUAUGUCUACAGUAAAUGUGACCGAUUUUUUUAUUUUUUUACUCUCUUUCUUCCUUCGCUCUCCCUGUCCGCUUCAGGUGAUUCUGUACACAGAGCCAGAUUUCCAGGGUGAAUGCCAUCUGUGUGACAAGAACCAGGAGUCCCUCUCUGACAAGCUCAUCGCCAAGUCCUGCAGAGUGGUGGGAGGAAGGUGGGACAGAACCAACACACUCAGAGCUAACAUUCUGGCAGUAGCCAAAGAGAGGAAAGAAUGAAGGAGAAUUUGGGAUGUUACACAGGCUUAGUGCACUCUUAGAAUAAAAGGUACUAUCGAGAACAUAGGAGAACCCUUUGAAGAACCCCUUUUGGUUCCAGGUAGAAUCCUUUCCACAGAGAGUUCUAUAUUGAACCCAAAAUAGUUCUACCUGGAAACAAAAAUAGUAUUCCUAUGGGGACAGCCGCAGAACCCUUUUUGAACCCUUUUUUCUAAGAGUGUGUAGAUGUUGAUACAUUUGUGUUUCUCAACUCCGGUCCUUGAGUACCCCCAACAGUUCACAUUUUUGUUGUUGUUGCCCUGGGAAAACACACCUCAUUCAUCUUGUCAAGGGCUUGAUGAUUAGUUGACAAGUAAAAUUGCAUGUGCUUGUUCGCUGCCACAACAAAAAUGUGUACUGUUAUGGGUACUCGAAAACAAGAGUUGAGAAACACUGGGAUGGAGGACUUCGAGAUGAGAGAUGAGCCAUCCCAGAAUUAUUACUCUACCAAGCUUAUCGCUUUUGGGACAGAACCAACACACAUACAUACAUGCAUGCAGACACACACACACACUCAUAUAUAUAUAUAUAUAUAUAUAUAUAUAUAUAUAUAUAUAUAUAUAUAUAUAUAUAUAUAUAUAUAUACGCACACACGCACACACAAAGUGUGAGAGAGGGAAAAUGUAGAAUUAGGAGAGAUAGAAGGAUACACAGGCUUAGUGGAGAUGUAGAGGAUGGUAUGGAGUGAUGGAGAAGGACCUAGAGAUGAGCCGGCACAUAAAUAUUACAACUGUACUGAUGAGCAUGUGGAGUUAGUACAUUUGUUUUAAAUGGAUUUUGUGUGUUCCUCUGUGUUUCAGUUGGGUGGUGUACGAGGGCCGUGAGUAUUCAGGGAACAUGUACAUCCUGUCAGAAGGAGACUACCCCAACUUCACCAGCAUGGGCUGUCCUCCGAACUGUGUCAUACGCUCGCUGAAGACUAUCCCACUGGUAAGAACAAUCCUCAUAUACUAGUCCCACUCGUUUAUAGACUGGCUUUUUCACCUCCCUCUCACCAGUACAUUUCACUUUGUGUGUCUGUCUCACUCUCUAGCUUUCUCAAUUUUUUAUUUGCAAUCACUUAAUGAAUCAAUUUGUUGUUCAUCAUAAUAUUAAAGGUAUAUUUGACUUAAUGCCCCCAGCCCUCUCUCUCCAUCAUACCAUUACUCCUCUACCCUGACCCACUGUAACACUGCUCCAGCCUAUUCAACCUAAUGUGUGUGGAUAUCAGAGGGGUUGGAAAAAAAGCAGAAGACAAAUUUCCAUCCCAUGUGGACUAAAAAAGUAUAUCUUAAUGUUAACACUGUAUAUCUUAACCCCCCUGUUUCCACAGGGAUUCUCAGUGCCCUCCAUCUCUCUGUUUGGUCUGGAGUGUUUGGAGGGCAGGGAGAUCACAGUGGACACAGAGGUGGUCAAUAUGCUGGAGGAGGGCUACAACAACCAUCUACUCUCUGUCAGAGUCAACCGAGGCUGGUGAGUGUGGAUGUGUGUGUGUGCAUGCUUGUUUGUGUUAUUCAGAGUGUUUACAUUAUGUGAUCUUGUGUAACUCUCUCACCCUAUGCCUCACUUGCGCUCUUUGCAGCUGGGUGCUGUGUGAGCACAGUAACUACAGGGGGCGCCAGCUCCUGUUAGAACCCAUCGAAAUCACCAACUGGCCCAAGUUCAGUCAGCUUCUCACCAUUGGCUCAAUGUACCCAGUACGACAGGUUAGUAUCUCACUCGACUUCUUACUUCAUUCCAGUUAUAAUGCACCGUAAGAAAAAAAAAGUUUGCUUAGAAUAGUGAUCCUGACUAUUGUGAGUCAGUUUAAAAUUUGCUACAUAGAGACCUAAUUUAUUAUAAGCGUUAUAAUAAGACAUCAUAAAAGCUUAUACAAAGUUAUGAAGCCCUUACGCUACUUCUAUUUGCUUUGACAUGUGACUGUUUCCAUUUCCUGCAGAGGCGGUGCUUCUUCCGCAUCAAGAGCAAGGAGCGAGGUCACUUCCUGUCCAUCCAGGGCGGUGUAGAGGAAAUUAAGUCGGGACGCGUGGUGGUGACCGAGCAGGUGGAAGGCAUGAGCGACAUCUGGUUCUACCAGGAGGGCCUCAUCAAGAACAAGGUAUUACUCACUAGGAAUAAAGUUCCUAAACUUUUAUUAUUUCAAUUUUCUUUAUUCUUAUGAUCAUUUUCUUUCACCUUACUGAGGAACCCCUGGGACUCCCUCGUGGAACCCCAUGGGUUCCCAGAUUCCAGUUCUCAAGAGCUGCAGUCCUGCUGUUUUAAAAAUAUAUAUAUUUGAGUUGAUACCUUCCUGGCACUUGAUUGAUACAUUUAUCAAUUAUAUCAAUCACAAUUAUUGAUUGAUUGAUUGAUCGAUUGGCCAUAGAGUGCACACACCUGUUUGUCCGGGUAGACAUUAGUCUCUGAUUAAAAGGCAAAGAUGGACACUAGCAUACACUGUAGCCCUUGAGGACCAGAGUUUCCCACCCCAGGUCUUAGAUUCACAUAUAAACUCAGCAAAAAAAGAAACGUCCUCUCACUGUCAACACCGUUUAUUUUCAGCAAACUUAACAUGUGUAAAUAUUUGUAUGAACAUAACAAGAUUCAACAACUGAGACAUAAACUAAACAAGUUCCACAGACAUGUGACUAACAGAAAUGGAAUAAUGUGUCCCUGUACAAAGCGGGGGUCAAAAUCAAAAGUAACAGUCAGUAUCUAGUGUGGCCACCAGCUGCAUUAAGUACUGCAGUGCAUCUCCUCCUCAUGGACUGCACCAGAUUUGCCAGUUCUUGCUGUGAGAUGUUACCCCACUCUUCCACCAAGGCACCUGCAAGUUCCCGGACAUUUCUGGGGGGAAUGGCCCUAGCCCUCACCCUCCGAUCCAACAGGUCCCAGACGUGCUCAAUGGGAUUGCGAUCCGGGCUCUUCGCUGGCCAUAGCAGAACACUGACAUUCCUAUCUCUGUAGCUCAGCUGGUAGAGCACGGCGCUUGUAACGCCAAGGUAGUGGGUUCGAUCCCCGGGACCACCCUACCCCGGGACCACCCAUACACAAAAAUGUAUGCACACAUUACUGUAAGUCGCUUUGGAUAAAAGCGUCUGCUAAAUGGCAUAUUAUUAUUAUUAUUAUUAUAUCUUGAAGGAAAUCAUGCACAGAACGAGCGGUAUGGCUGGUGGCAUUGUGAUGCUGGAGGGCCAUGUCAGGAUGAGCCUGCAGGAAGGAUACCACAUGAGGGAGGAGGAUGUCUUCCCUGUAAUGCACAGCGUUGAGAUUGCCUGCAAUGACAACAAGCUCAGUCCGAUGAUGCUGUGACACACCGCCCCAGACCAUGACGGACCCUCCACCUCCAAAUCAAUCCCGCUCCAGAGUACAGGCCUCGGUGUAACGCUCAUUUCUUUGACGAUAAACGCGAAUCCGACCAUCACCCCUGGUGAGACAAAACCGUGACUCGUCAGUGAAGAGCACUUUUUGCCAGUCCUGUCUGGUCCAGCGACGGUGGGUUUGUGCCCAUAGGCGAUGUUGUUGCCGGUGAUGUCUGGUGAGGACCUGCCUUACAACAGGCCUACAAGCCCUCAGUCCAGCCUCUCUCAGCCUAUUGCGGACAGUCUGAGCACUGAUGGAGGGAUUGUGCGUUCCUGGUGUAACUCGGGCAGUUGUUGUUGCCAUCCUGUACCUGUCCCGCAGGUGUGAUGUUCGGAUGUACCGAUCCUGUGCAGGUGUUGUUACACGUGGUCUGCCACUGCGAGGACAAUCAGCUGUCUGUCCUGUCUCCCUGUAGCGCUGUCUUAGGCAUCUCACAGUGCGGGCAUUGCAAUUUAUUGCCCUGGCCACAUCUGCAGUCCUCAUGCCUCCUUGCAGCAUGCCUAAGGCACGUUCACGCAGUUGAGCAGGGACCCUGGGCAUCUUUCUUUUGGUGUUUUUCAGAGUCAGUAGAAAGGCCUCUUUAGUGUCCUAAGUUUUCAUAACUGUGACCAUAAUUGCCUACCAUCUGUAAGCUGUUAUUGUCUUAACGACCGUUCCACAGGUGCAUGUUCAUUAAUUGUUUAUGGUUCAUUGAACAAGCAUGGGAAACAGUGUUUAAACCCUUUACAAUGAAGAUCUGAAGUUAUUUGGAUUUCUAUUAAUUAUCUUUGAAAGACAGGGUCCUGAAAAAGGGACGUUUCUUUUUUUGCUGAGUUUACAUUGUUCAACAGUCAAUCUGCUAGUCCUAUAGUAAUCAAAAUAAAUAUGGAAGUUUAUUGUAUAUUUCUACUGAAAACAAAUAGAGUUGACCAGAGUUCUACAUUUUUUAUGUCUCUCUUUCUCUGUCUCUAGUUGGCUCCUGCUAUGAGCCUGCAGGUGAUGGGGAACGUGGAGGCGGGGGCGAAGGUGGUGCUGUGGUCAGAGACCCGGCAGCCUGUCCAGACCUGGUCAGCCCAGAUGAGAGGCACCAUCCCCAGCCUCACCUUCCCUGGCAUGGUGUUGGACAUCAAGGGUGAGACACUACUGUCAUCUUAGGAGUGAAAUUAUAGUAACUACACACAUAUGAAUUGUACUUUCAUGCAAUACUAUGCACACUCAGCACCUAUUGGGUAAAUGUUUGGGGUAAUAUACACCCCCCCCCCCCCCCCCCCCCCCCCCCCCCCCAAUGUUCCCUCUAAUGUUUGGGGGGACUAAGGACACUAGGUCUUGUGAGCGGAAACUUGAACCUUGUGAGAAUUUUGUGCAACUUCCAGCGCCCAUUUACAGUGAACACUGAGGCUGUACCGUUACAGUUUUAGACAGUAGGCAAUAGGCUAUCGUGGCUAUUUGAGCAUAAUGUAUCCCAUUAUAUUUUCACAAGGAAAUUAUACAGUAGCCUAUAUGUGGUGUUCAAUGCAGGCCUACAUUGCAUGAUACUUUUAAUAACGUUUUUACAUUAUGAAGGGCUUGACAUUAAUUUAUACUUUUUUACUUGGGUCUGUAACACCAUGUGCCAAAAAGGUGACUGUAAAUUGCAUUGUAUUGUGUUGUAUGAUUCAAGAAACCACUUUACAAAAUAAAAUUAUUAUUAUUAACAUACAGAGAAUUAGACUACCCCUUCUGCCUAUUGGCUUAUUUGCACAUUCAAGCCUGUCUCAAAAUACAACACUGCCCCUUUAAUUAAGUUUUUACCUGACUGGCUUUUUUAAAGACUGGCAUGUUGUGCUCUUGUAGGAAGCAGUAACUCCCCAUUGCUGACCUAUAAUUAUCUAUACUGAACAAAAUUAGUCAUUUUAUUUGGAGCGAACCCUGACUGAAGCUGAGCAGAAUUUACAAUAAGAAGCGUUUUAGAUCUGUGUUUACAAAACUCAGCAAAAUAUUUUUUCUGCCUUUUAUCUUUCCUUUUCUUGAGUGAAAAACUCAAACGCGACUCCUGUGGCAUAUGGUUUACAUCGUUUUCAUGCUCAUCAAACCAUUCAACAAUUGACCACUUCUGCCCUGUGGAUGGGGGCAUUGUCAUCCAAUGGGGGCAUAGCUAUGGUAGCCAAAAUAAUGGCCUACCCAGCAUUUUUAUACAUGACCCUAAACAUGAGGGGAUGUUAAUUUCUUAACUCAGGAACAACACCUUUGUGGAAGCACCUGCUUUCAAUAGAGUACAUUCGGAAAGUAUUCAGACCCCUUGACUUUUUCCACAUUUUGUUACGUUACAGCCUUAUUCUAAAAUGGAUUCAAUAAAUACAAAUUCUUAUCAAUCGACACACAAACAGGAUUUUAGAAAUGUUUGCGAAUUUAUAAAAUAAAAUAAAACUGAAAUACCUUAUUUACAUAAUUAUUCAGACCCUUUGCUAUGAGACUCGAAAUUGAGCUCAGGUGCAUCCUGUUUACAUUGAUCAUCCUUGGGAUGUUUCGACAAUUUGAUUGGAGUCCACCUGUGGUAAAUUCAAUUGAUUGGACAUGAUUUGGAAAGGCACACACCUGUCUAUAUAAGGUCCCACAGUUGGACAGUGCAUGUCAGAGCAAAAACCAAGCCAAAGGAAUUGUCCGUAGAGCUCCGAGACAGGAUUGUGUCGAGGCACAGAUCUGGGGAAGGGUACCAAAAAAUUUCUGCAGCAUUGAAGGUCCCCAAGAACACAGUGGCUUCCAUCAUUCAUAAAUGGAAGAAGUUUGGAACCACCAAGACUCUUCCUAGAGCUGGCCACCCGGCCAAACUGAGCAAUCGGGGGAGAAGGUCCUUGGUCAGGGAGGUGACCAAGAACCCGAUGGUCACUCUGACAGAGCUCUAGAGUUCCUCUGUGGAGAUGGGAGAACCUUCCAGAAGGACAACCAUCUCUGCAGCACUCCACCAUUCAGGCCUUUAUGGUAGAGUGGCCAGACGGAAGCCACUCCUCAGUAAAAGGCACACGACAACCCUGCUUGGAGUUGGCCAAAAGGCACCUAAAGGACUCUCAGACCAUGAGAAACAAGAUUCUCUGGUUUGAUGAAACCAAGAUUGAACUCUUUGGCCUGAAUGCCAAGCGUCACAUCUGGAGGACACCUGGCACCAUCCCUACGGUGAAGCAUGAUGGUGGCAGCAUCAUGCUGUGGGGAUGUCUUUCAGCGGCAGGGACUGGGAGACUAGUCAGGAUCGAGGGAAAGAUGAACGGAGCAAAGUACAGAGAGAUCCUUGAUGAAAACCUGCUCCAGAGCGUUCAGGACCUCAGACUGAGGCGAAGGUUCACCUUCCAACAGGACAGCAACCCUAAGCACACAGCCAAGACAACGCAGGAGUGGCUUUGGGACAAGUCUCUGAAUGUCCUUGAGUGGCCCAGCCAGAGCCCAGACUUGAACCCGAUCGAACAUCUCAGGAGAGUCCUGAAAAUAGCUGUGCAGCGACGCUAACCAUCCAACCUGACAGAGCUUGAAAGGAUCUGCAGAAAAGAAUGGGAGAAGCUCCCCAAAAACAGGUAUGCCAAGCUUAUGGCUUCAUACCCAAGAAUUCUCAAGGCUAUAAUUUACAUACUUAUGUAAAUAUGAUAUUUCAGUUUUUAAUUUUUUAUACAUUAACAAAAAUGUCUAAAAACGUGUUUUUGCUUUGUCAUUUAUGGGGUAUUGUGUGUAGAUUGAUGAGGAAACAAAAAUUAUUUAAUCAAUUUUAGAAAAAGGCUGUAAUGUAACGAAAUGUGGAAAAAGUCAAGGGGUCUGAAUACUUUCCGAUGUAAUGUGUUGGUCCCAUGUUUCAUUAGCUGAAAUAAAAGAUCCCAGAAUUGUUUUCAUAUCACAAAAAGCUUAUUUCUCUUUUUGUUCAGUGGGCUAAUAACUCGCUAACUAGCAUAGAAUAUCAAGAAAUGUGCACACGCACUAAUCUGAAAAGCACAUUCACUCGCGGGUGAUUGAAAGACCGCUCGUGGGCUACCCCCACCAAUAGAAUUCUACUCCGUUGCGCUCUGGCUCUGCCUACAACAAAAUCACGGACUCAAUCUUGCAAAGUUAGAUUUGUUUUUGUUUGUUGCUUUGAAAAAGGGCUGAUAUACUAAUUGGGUGAACUCAGUGUUCAGUCUCUUGUGUCUCUGCAUGGUCUUUCUUCUCCGCUGCAGUCCUGGAGGAGGUGCACGGCAGCUUAGAGGGAACAUUGCUGCCCCCCCCCACUUAUUUAUUUGGACAGGGGAUUGAUCAGGGAUGUGAUGGGCACAACAUAUAUAGGAAAUAAAGGCUACUGAUAAGAUAUAGAUGUAAUAAGUAGGCAUUGUUGAUAUAAAAUAAUCACAUCACUUAUUGAUAAGCAUGCUAUAAAUUAAUGAUAUAAUUGUAUCUCUCAGGUGGCAAGCAGUACGACAGAGACCAUGUGGUGAUUUUACCAGAGAGUGAGGAGAGGCCUUGCCAACAGUGGGAGCUGGAGCUGCUAUAACCUUCCAAUAACCUUCCCACACCCUUCACCCGCUCCUCCAAUACAAUACGUUGCAAUAUCCCCAACCCCUCAGAACUCCUGCUUGGCCUUUAGGAAGCACCACAGACUUAACCUUGUGUCAUCAUCAGGCACUGUCAAUAUGAUCUGAGAACAUCUUCAUUGCAGUUAAAGGGUUUUUAUUUAAUUCAGUGAAAUUCCAUUAUCAUUUUUUGCCUUGAUGUGAGGACCGCAGCAUACGAACGACUGAACAAUAAACAACCAGUGCCUUUUGAAUCAACUGGAGAGGAUGUGAAGGGUAAUGAUCCCCGCCCCCCUCCUUAAAUAUGUAUAUUUGGAUUAUUCUAUUUACAGACAUUCUACUCUCUCAGAUUCUUCCUUGACUUGGAUGGUAUGACCCGGCUUACCCACACACAGUAGUGGACUGAACCAUUCACUUGAACUCACCAAUGAUUACUUCUACUAUAUGGUACAUUAUCUGUGGCUACAAGCAGUAUAUUUAAGAUGGAUUCAUAAAGGAAGCCAAAUAUAUGCACAUUAUUUUCUGAAUUGACUUAGUCAAACAAAAUACCAAAAAAAACGAUUUCAUGUACUACGUUUUGGGAAAACAUUGGAUGAGAAGUGUAUUCUUUAUGCAGUAUAAUACAUACACAAUACAUAUAACAAUGUAUGAUGACAUGCAAUGACCCUGUGGGCUUUUAUGGAAUUACUCUCGAAUGCUAGUCUAUGUUCUUUAAGGUGGUGUUUCUAUUUCACUAUGGUAUUACUACUGUAGUUGCAUAGAUAUUAAUCAUACAUUGCCAAUCACUGUCAACAUACAGGUUACUUUAUUUGUUUUAUAACACCAAAUGCCUUGCUUCUCUGUGCACUCUUUGAUACCAAAAAUAUGUGAAUGGUUUUAAAAUAUCAAAUAUAAAUAUUAAAUAAAACGUAUCAAUUGUUAAAA
Messenger RNA from Coregonus sp. 'balchen', 43888 nucleotides. The record is from the annotation of a GenBank genome assembly. Lineage: Eukaryota; Metazoa; Chordata; Actinopteri; Salmoniformes; Salmonidae.